GGAAGUAAGUCAUUUCGUCUCUCAUUGGCUUGUGACUGUCACUUACUCAUCAUAUAAACCCAAGAUGCCAUCCCUGAUGAGAGCAUAGAAGAUAGUAGAGACUCCACGAAGACAGAGCCCAAGUAAGUGAAUCACACCAUGCCAAACUACAAACUCAUUUAUUUUAAUAUGAGGGGGAGAGCGGAAAUUAUCCGUUACAUAUUUGCUUAUUUGGACAUAAAAUAUGAAGACCACAGAAUAGAACAAGCUGAUUGGCCUGAAGUCAAAUCAACUCUUCCAUUUGGUAAAAUCCCCAUUUUGGAAGUCGAUGGAUUUAACCUUCACCAGAGUCUAGCCAUAGCACGAUACUUGGCCAAAAACACAGAUUUGGCUGGAAAAACAGAAUUGGAACAAUGUCAAGUUGAUGCAAUUGUGGACACAUUGGACGAUUUCAUGUCACGUUUUCCUUGGGCAGAGAAAAAACAAGAUAUAAAAAAUCAGAUGUUUAAUGAGCUACUUACAUAUGAUGGACCUCAUCUGCUGCAAGACUUGGAUGCAUACUUAGGGGAAAAGGAGUGGCUUGUUGGUAACUCUGUAACUUGGGCAGAUUUCUACUGGGAAAUUUGCAGUACCACACUUUUGGUCUUUAAACCUGACUUGCUGGAUAUCCAUCCCAGGUUGGUAACAUUACGGAAGAAAGUUCAAGCCAUUCCUGCCAUUGCUGACUGGAUACAACAAAGGCCGCAAACCAAACUCUAGGUGAUGCGAGCUACCUCUAAGCUUUAUUGUUCUUCGCAGCGUGGCUUCCAUCAGAUGAGAAGCUACAUCAGCCUGCCAUGUAAUCUACAUUCUCCCCUCCCCAGCCCCACCAAGUCUCUCAAUUUUGCCAUAUUCUGCUUAAAAAAAAAAAAAAAGGAAAAAAGGGGGGUGAAGGGCAUUUAGUUUCAAGCAUCCUAUUUUUCCCCUUUCCCUUAGAAUAAUUUCAUAUCACUUACAACUGAGGAAAAAGUUUACAAUACAGGCAGGGCUCACAUUUCAUGGGCUUUGACAUGCAUGGAUUUCAGUCACAAUUGUUAAGGAACAUACACAUUUUCCCCCAAAAUGGUUUGGACUUAAGCUGUAAUUGCAUGAAGUGUUAACUUUGCUGCUAGCUCCGUGGUCCACAAAUCACUGUGUAAAUAAUAGAAGCCCGUCAUGACCAGUGACCAAUCACAUCACCUCUUUGCAAGUCUGUUAGGGAUUGGUCACCACACAUCUGUGACUCAGCAGC
Molecule: messenger RNA, 1249 nt
Organism: Lontra canadensis (Northern American river otter)
Lineage: Eukaryota; Metazoa; Chordata; Mammalia; Carnivora; Mustelidae
Gene: HPGDS
Product: hematopoietic prostaglandin D synthase
Exons: 6
Coding region: 139-738 (199 amino acids)
Biological process (GO): glutathione metabolic process
Molecular function (GO): glutathione transferase activity
Source: RefSeq, a predicted model, not a curated record